AAGACAUUCUCAAGGUAGAUCCUAAGUUCUGGUGCAGAGCUUUCUUUAAUAGAAGCAUUAAGUGUGAGACUGUUGAUAAUAAUUUAUGUGAAGCCUUUAAUGGAGUUAUAGUUCCAGCUAGAUCUCUAUUAGGUUAUUCCCAGUUGGAGUAUAUGAGGAAAUUGGUCAUGCAAAGACUGAACAAGAAUAGAGAAUUAGGACAUAAGUGGAUUGGGCAGUUAGGGCCUAGAAUUAGAAGGAUGAUAAAUAAAACAAUACAAGCAAGCAACUAUUGGAGGGUGCAAUUUAAUGGAGCAGAUGACUAUGAAGUGUCAUGUGGGUCUGACACUUAUCUUGUGGACUUGGACAAUAGGAGUUGUCUAUGUGAGCAGUGGGAUGUUUCUGGGAUCCCCUGUAAACAUGCAAUUUGUGCCAUUAGGGAUAGAGGUCAUCCAAUUAAGGAAUAUGUCUCUCUAUGGUACAAGAAGGAAAUGUAUACUCAUACUUAUUCUGAGAUGAUGACACCCAUAGCUGGUCCUUUAUUCUGGCCAAAGACUGACUUGAAAGUGUUACCUGCUGAGUUGAAAACAAAAGAGAUGGGAAGGCCUAGGAAAAAUAGAAUAAAAGAAAUUGGAGAGUUUCCUUCUAGUGGAAAGUUGCCAAAGAGAGGCACAACCAUGACCUGUCAGCUAUGCUUCAAAAAAGGGUGUCCUUCAAAAGAGGUGAUUAUGCAAGGCUCAACUACUUUCCCAAGUGAAAUUCAAGGUGACAGUGGUAACACUGGUGUGAUGGAUCAGACCCCUCCUGAUGUGCAACCUGGGAGUUCCAACCCACCAAAAAGAACAUGUGGAAACUGCUCCCAACCUGGGCACACUAAGAACAGGUGUCCUAACAAGAAUAUCUCAAUUCAGGAAAGUAACACUGCAUCUAUGACUGCACAAGAAGAAAAUG
Messenger RNA from Cuscuta epithymum, 930 nucleotides. Lineage: Eukaryota; Viridiplantae; Streptophyta; Magnoliopsida; Solanales; Convolvulaceae. The record is from the annotation of a GenBank genome assembly.